This is a messenger RNA of Mytilinidion resinicola, 1469 nucleotides long. RefSeq lists its product as uncharacterized. Bases 262 to 1350 code for a protein of 362 amino acids. Gene Ontology annotation, molecular function: DNA-binding transcription factor activity, RNA polymerase II-specific; RNA polymerase II cis-regulatory region sequence-specific DNA binding. The transcript has 3 exons. The record is from RefSeq and is a predicted model, not a curated record. Lineage: Eukaryota; Fungi; Ascomycota; Dothideomycetes; Mytilinidiales; Mytilinidiaceae. Gene Ontology annotation, biological process: regulation of DNA-templated transcription.
GAGAAGCAACUUUUAUAGACGUCUAGAAUGCAAGCAAAUGUGGUUGAUGAAUGAAAAAAGGUCCACUAAGCCCUAAUAGGAUAAGUCAGGGGCCCUGUACCAUGGUUUCAAAGGCCCGUUCCUUAUCCUCACGACCUCUCGUUAUCCGACACCUGUUCUCCAAAGCUCUCCGUUCCUCGAGCAGUGCACUGUCUUACAGACUACUCCAAUAUCUUCUGAAGCCCCCCUAGAGUUCUCUUGAGCUCAACUAGGUCCUGAAGCAUGAACGGUGUCGCCGUUCCGCGGGAUCAUCAAUCCCAAGCUCCACGAAAUCCUGCUCAGCGGUGCCACGAAUGUCGAAGAGACUUCCGCCAUGAGAGACACCUGAGGCAGCAUCUAGAGAACUCCCCCCGGCAUCAAUCCCAACCUAUACCUAUACACGAUCACGACGCCAACGAACAGACCGACCCCGCACCUCUCGGAGACUCGGACGAUUUCACAAAGAUAUACUCAUGCACCAGGUGCAAUGCAGUAUUGACAGAGCCAGAAUUCCGGGCUCAUAGCUGCUCGGGUUCUGAUUUGGAUGACGACGUCAAUUGGAACUUGAAUGAGAUGAGGCGUGAUUGUCCAGAGUGUAAUGAGGUUUUCCCCGACUUGCUCGACUUCAUAGACCAUAUGGGAUCGCGAGCAUGCGAGAAUAUCUGCAAUGGAUGUUCUCAUCAUAUUCCAAAAGUGGAGUGGAAGAAACAUUGUCGCAAGAAUCACGCUUGCUUCCAUUGCCAUUCUCACCAUGAUUCGCGCAAGCUAUUGCUCAAGCACGUCCGGACUUGUAAUAAGCGUACAAUUGUCGAUGCAGAUGUUGCAAGGAUAAGCAAUAUUCUCGAAGAAACCGUCCUCGAAAACCGGGAGGGACGGGAUUUUGUGUGUCCCCAUUGCUUAGAGAUUCAUAUGAAUAAGACCAAUCUUCAACAGCAUAUCCUCACGCAUUUACCCGUUGAUGAGAAAUGCUGGGGAUGCGAGCGACUUUUCAGCACGAUACCAGGAAUCAUCAUACAUCUGGAGUCCGGAGCCUGUCCGUCGGCUACCUGCAAAGAAGAACUGAACGGGUGGGCUGCUGAGGUGUUCCAGUGGCGAAACUUCAUCGAGAAAGACUGGGUGAGACGUCUUCGAAACCGCGUCCCCGUUGCCCCAGGAGACCGACCAUUCUACUGCGGCGGUUGCGACACCACGUUCAGCAGCCUCAGUGCGCUGUUUCAGCAUUGUGCGAAUGGCUCCUGUAGCCAGGGAAUAUCAGAAGGGCCAUUGGAAAGGCUGUCGCAUUGGCUCGUAACUCGGUUGAAGCAGUGUCAAAAAGACAGCAGCGAAACAUAAAAAUAGAUCUAAAUAACAUUUAGAGCUUUCGCCGAUUUUAGACACGCUUAUUUCGUCACUUGAAGUGCUUUGAUAGAGUUAGAAAAAGAAUUGCAAUAUAUGUAAGUCUUUCAUCUUAG